CUCUGACCGAUACGUUAUUAGUCCCAUUCGUGAACGAAUCGCUUAGAACGGUUUUGUGAACCGGUUCAACUAAUUCACUAAAAAGAUUCGACUCAUAAGAACCAUUCUUUCACAAAGCGGGCAUUGCUAUCCACUACCUUUCGUGGCGGGACUUAUAUUAUUUAAAGAAACGGAAAUCCCCACUACUAAGCUGACCGGUAGUUACGACGCGUUCGGCAUUCUGUUUACGUAAGCUAGCAGUCCAGGUAUGAAAAGGUCCAGAUAUGAGGACGACUCUGCAACAUUACACUUGGCUCAAGAAAGUGGGCAGAAGGCGAAUAAGCUCCCUCGAUCCGAGAUUGAAAAGAUUAUUUCAGAUAAGGUUGUGACCGCAGUCGAGCAGUCUGACUACAAGAUGAAGAAUCUGAUGGAGAGAAUCGGUGAGGUGAAUGGUGAACCCAGAUACGAUGCUAGAAUCAAGAAUCUUGAAGCUCAUGUAAGGAAAAUAAAACGAAGGGGAGAUGCAGUAUUUGCAUAUAUCAGAAAGUUCAGAUCUUUAGGGAUUUCUCAGAGUCAGUCUCCUCCUCCUGUGCAGCCCCAGCGAUGCAUCUCUCCAGCGGAAAAAAACGAUAUAUCCAGAAGUUCAGUCAAUGGAGGGUGUUUCAGUGACAACGCUUCAGUGUCAUCAGCAGACAAUGAUUGUGAGAUGACCACAUUGAGACGACCAAAGAAAGGGUUUUGGCAGAGUUUGGAAAAGCGGUCUAAGAAUCAGGUUGUUGACCUUACGGAAGACAGAGCAGCCAGACUGAAUGAAGAGAGCCUGGUUACCCAACCAUCAGAUCAGAAAUCAGAACCUUCAAAACGGGAACAAUCAAAUCCCACAAGUACAUCACCUAUAGCCAUUAAAGAAGAAAAACAAAGUGUAACGGAGGAGGACCGUGUCAGUUCUUCAGUACAGUUGGAAGAGGAGGACUGGCACUCCAAACUCCAUCCGUUCCCAGAGACUCCGUUUCCCAAAGAGCUUCCGGUUGUAGCUGCAACUUACAACUUGCCCCAGAAGCCAGUGGUGAAACUAGCUCGGAUUGGAAGCGCACAAGAACUAGGCAUCGCGUGGACCGUGGAUCAGAAAGAUCCCCAUGUAGCAGAGCUGGAUUGCUACUACAUUUACGUUUCCCACGAACACAAAAACGGCACUUUUUCAGGAUGGAAGUGCCUUGGAGAGAUCAAAGCCAUGCCUCUUCCUAUGGCCUGCAAGGUGUCCGACUGCAAAGGAGAUAAACAACUGUGCUUUAUCGUUGUGGGGAAGGAUAUAUUUGGCCGUUAUGGGCCGUACAGUGACAUACGCACUGUGGCAUCAGGACAAAUAUGAUUUGGGCGACAUUUCUCCAGAGUAUGAAUGUGACUCUUUAUACUAGAAUUUAGAGUAUUUAAGAUUUGAAUUUCUUAAAAGAUGUUAAGUUGGGUACAAAUAAAGUUAAAGCUGCUGUUUUUACCUCCAUUUUUGUAUUUCUAGUUUUUUUCUUUCUCUGAAGAAAAUGUUUGUUUGUUUUGUUUGUUUUUUAGUAUCAGAGAGCCCAGAACGUCAUUCCACUUAUAUGAAUCACACUAACACAAAAGUAUUAAAGGAACUGCUGUCUUGUAUUGUUUUUAUUGGUUAUAAAGUUACAAACUGAUUUAAUUUGUCUCUGGUCUUCAUGAGAUGAGGUCUUCAGUGGUUUGAGUCAACAAAGCAAUCACUAGCCAUAAUAGACAGUGAUCUAAUGUAAGCGGCAGAAAACAUUUCAGACGUUUGUUCAUGCUGCUGCAGAAAUGACACUCAAAUGGAAAUAUAACAUUAUAUCAGUCAUUCUCAAAAAUCGUGACUUCUGACUUACAAAUGUUAAAGUUAUGAAUUCAGUUCAGUUCCAUUUUCUGCCAUAAAAGAUGGUAGUUGUUUAUUAAUAUCUUUUCUUUUUUUUCAUUUCACAGAUGAAGCAAGUUUUGUAACAAUUGUGACAUUUGACUAACAUUUGACAUUUUUUCAUGACUAAAAUGCCUCCGAUCAUAUUUACUGCCAUAUUUUGAGAUUGAUCCAACAGUAUUUGCUGUACAUCAGAACAGGAAGAGCCACAAACCGUUCGUUAAUGUAAAAUACAUUUAUUUGAUAAAAAAAAAAGAACAAUAUUGAGCCCUUGGUGGGGAUCAGUCUCCAGAAACAGACCUGACCUGAACAACUCAGCAGACAUUUAAACACAAAGCUGCCAUUGUGGUUUCCUUCCGAUUACAAAAGCCUUCACUAAUAUUCAUUAAAACCUUCUGAAAAUUAAGCAUUAUACAAACACGUUCAGGCCUGUUGAUAUAAUACUUCCUUACAAAAAAUAUUAACAGCAACAAUGCAGUUAGUCUUAAUAAAUACAGCUUAACUUCACUUUCACCUAAAUAAUAUUAGCUAAUUGCUUCUUAUUCCAUAGCAGAUUUAAGGACGAAAUGAUUACACAAGAAAGGAAAACUGAAACCAUUGGUGUGCUUCACCAACACCAUCAUCUUA
Messenger RNA from Sinocyclocheilus rhinocerous, 2506 nucleotides. RefSeq names its product activating transcription factor 7-interacting protein 2-like. Bases 248 to 1348 code for a protein of 366 amino acids. The record is from RefSeq and is a predicted model, not a curated record. Gene Ontology annotation, molecular function: transcription coregulator activity; protein binding. NCBI's taxonomy places the organism in Eukaryota, Metazoa, Chordata, Actinopteri, Cypriniformes, Cyprinidae. Gene Ontology annotation, cellular component: nucleus; transcription regulator complex. Gene Ontology annotation, biological process: regulation of DNA-templated transcription. The transcript is spliced from 13 exons.